CGGCUGUCGUGAAACACCAAAGAAGAAGAGGAACCUUUUGUCUAGUCUAGUUUUUCUCCGGAAGAAAACACCGCGACACCAACGGCUGGUUGGUGCUAAUGGAUGAGGCUGGUGUUUAAUAUCUAAAAGUGAACUUUUUACAUUUUUUACCUUACGAUCUUUGCCUAGAAGACAUAAUGGAUGAGGAGCCAGAGCGAGCCAAGCGCUGGGAAGGGGGCUAUGAGAGGACCUGGGAGGUCCUAAAGGAGGAUGAAUCUGGCUCACUCAAAGCCACCGUAGAGGAGCUCCUGUUCCAGUCCAAAAGAAAAAGGGUCAUAGAGAGCCAUGGACAAGUGAGACUUGGAAUGAUGCGACACCUCUUUGUGGUGAUUGACUGCUCAAGAACCAUGGAGGACCAGGACCUGAAGCCAAACCGCCUCACCUCUACUUUAAAACUGAUGGAAGCUUUUGUGGAUGAGUAUUUUGACCAAAACCCCAUCAGUCAGGUGGGCAUUAUCACCACCAAGAACAAAAGGGCGGAGAAGCUGACUGAGCUGACAGGAAAUCCUAAAAAACACAUUGCUGCUCUGAAGAAAGCGGUGGACACUGCAUGUGUGGGGGAGCCGUCCCUGUACAAUUCUCUAAACCUGGCCAUACAGACACUCAAGCACAUGCCUGGACAUACAAGCCGCGAGAUUCUGAUAAUCCUGAGUAGCCUCACCACCUGUGACCCAGCCAACAUCUAUGAGUUGAUUAAGACCCUCAAGUCGCUGAAGAUGCGGGUGUCGAUAAUUGGCCUUUCAGCAGAGGUGCGGGUGUGCACAGUGUUGACCAGAGAGACAGGCGGCUCGUACCACGUUAUCCUGGAUGAGAGCCACUUCAAAGAGCUGCUGAUGUUACACGUCAAGCCUCCCCCAGCCAGCUCGUCCUCUGAAUGCUCCUUAAUACGCAUGGGUUUCCCUCAGCACACCGUUGCUUCUUUCACUGAUCAGGAUGCUAAACCUUCGUUCAGCAUGUCUCAUUUGGACAGCAGCAGUGGCCCAGGUCUGUCUCUAGGAGGAUACUUCUGUCCACAGUGCCACGCCAAAUAUACAGAGCUACCAGUGGAGUGUAAAGUCUGUGGUUUGACUCUGGUGUCGGCCCCACAUCUUGCCAGAUCCUUUCACCACCUCUUCCCUCUCCCAGCCUUCGUAGAGGUUCCUGUGGAUGAAAUGGAAAGUGACAGGUUCUGUCAAGCUUGUCAAGGGGAGCUGAAGGACAAAAGUGCGUUCAGCUGUACGUCCUGCCACAGUGCCUUCUGUGUGGAAUGUGAUCUCUUCAUCCAUGAUUCUCUCCACUGCUGCCCGUGUUGCAUUCACAGUCAGAGUGUCCCCUGAUGUUCAAAGGCUGACAAACAGGGACCCAAACGGACAGGUGGUCAUGUAUGCUGGCUUUUAUAUCAUCCGUCAGUCUUUCAUCACAUCCAGCCCCAGUCGCCUCCGAUAGGACGCAGGUGAUUCAGCAGGAUGAUUGUAGUCCAUUCAAACGGUGUUAAACAGGUAGAAGAUACCGGAGCAUUAAGGUUGCGUCAGAUCUUUAUUGUGCUUUGAGGACUGUAAGUGAACCACUUCCUGUCAUACAUACGUAGUUGGGAUUGUGACAUGGCGGUUACGAUAAAAACUGUUCUUUUACUAGUUGAAGGCUUCUGAUUGAUUUUGUUUAAACUGAACUUUUGUGAAGUUCCAGUCCUGCUCUAAGCACCUUUGGGUGCGGCAGGUUGCAUGGAUUCCAUUUUUUUAUACAAAGCAGUAAUAAACUGUAUGACCCCCCCCGGUG
Molecule: messenger RNA, 1794 nt
Organism: Betta splendens (Siamese fighting fish)
Lineage: Eukaryota; Metazoa; Chordata; Actinopteri; Anabantiformes; Osphronemidae
Gene: gtf2h2
Product: general transcription factor IIH, polypeptide 2
Exons: 15
Coding region: 177-1355 (392 amino acids)
Biological process (GO): DNA-templated transcription; regulation of transcription by RNA polymerase II; nucleotide-excision repair
Cellular component (GO): transcription factor TFIIH holo complex; transcription factor TFIIH core complex
Molecular function (GO): zinc ion binding
Source: RefSeq, a predicted model, not a curated record